ACGCCUCCUGUCUGUCCCGAUCCGGCGCGCUGAAGGUGAAGUGGCCCGUCUCUGUCGCCGUCUUCUCCCGCAUCAAAGUCACCGGCUUUGCCCUGAGCCAUGUCCGUAUUCAGCGACGUCCCGCAGGCGCCUCCCGUCGUGGUCUUCAAGCUCACCGCGGACUUCAAGGACGACGGCCACCCGCAGAAGGUGAACCUGGGAGUUGGAGCUUACCGUACAGAUGACUGCCAGCCGUGGGUGCUGCCUGUGGUGAAGAAGGUGGAGCGGCUGAUUGUGGAGGACUGCGGCCUGAACCACGAGUACCUGCCCAUCCUCGGUCUGCCAGAGUUCCGCUCCGCUGCCUCCAAGGUCGCUCUGGGAGAAGACAGCCCCGCCAUCAAGGAGAACAGGGUUGGGGCGGUCCAGGCUCUGGGUGGAACUGGUGCGUUGAGGAUUGGGGCAGACUUCCUGCGGCGCUGGUACAAUGGCACCAACAACCGAGCUACACCUGUCUACGUCUCUGCACCCACCUGGGAAAACCACAACGGUGUGUUCACGGACGCUGGCUUCACAGACAUCCGGCCCUACCACUACUGGGAUGCUGCUAAGAGGGGCCUGGACCUCAGCGGGCUGCUGGAUGACCUGGAGAAAGCACCAGAACACUCCAUCUUCGUCCUGCACGCCUGCGCACACAACCCCACCGGCACUGACCCAACCCAGGAGCAGUGGAAGAAGAUCGCAGAGAUCAUGAAGAGGAGGAAGCUGUUCGUGUUCUUUGACUCGGCCUAUCAGGGCUUCGCCUCCGGCAGUCUGGAUAAGGACGCCUGGGCCAUCCGCUAUUUUGCCUCUGAAGGAUUUGAGCUCUUCAUUGCUCAGUCCUUCUCCAAAAACUUUGGCCUGUACAAUGAGCGAGUGGGGAACCUGACGAUUGUUGCUAAGGACAGCGACAACCUGUCCCGCACUCUGUCUCAGAUGGAGAAGAUAGUCAGGACCACCUGGUCCAACCCACCAUCUCAGGGAGCCCGUAUCGUCAGCAAGACCCUCAACAGCCCUGAGCUGUUCGCUGAGUGGAAGGGCAAUGUGAAGACUAUGGCCGACCGCGUUCUGCUGAUGAGGGAUCAGCUGAAGACGAAGCUGCUGGCUCUGGGCACCCCGGGCACCUGGGACCACAUCACUGAGCAGAUCGGCAUGUUCAGCUUCACUGGCCUGAACCCCAAACAGGUCGAGUACAUGAUCAAGGAGAAGCAUGUGUACCUGAUGGCCAGCGGUCGCAUCAACAUGUGCGGUCUGACCACCAAGAACAUCGACUACGUCGCUCAGUCCAUCCACGAAGCCGUCACCACUGUCCAGUAAAGGCGGCCUCUUUCUCCGCCCACUUCCUGUCUCCUAUAGUCCCCAGGAAGUAUCUCCACACUCCCGCCCUGACGUAUCCUGUCCCCUGAUUGGGUAAACUGCAGGAGCAGUCUAGCCAAUGUUCUCACCAAAUCUAAACCUUCUGGGGAAUGCAAUGACAUAAGGACAUCACUUGAACGCACACAGGCAGGCACGGCUCUGUAAACUAGAAAAUAUUUUGUGAUGGUUCCUGUGUUUGUAGAAUAUCUGCCUCUGUGCUUUCUGGUCACAAAACGCACACAUGCUUCACAGCAGCCAGAGAAUUAUUAGAAAAAGUAUAUGUGCUUCCUCUCGACUUAGAGCACUUAAGAAGAGCACACGUGAUGUGUCUCAACAUUGAACAAAAUACAGAAACAGAUGUAAAUAGAUUAAAUUGAUAGACUUCCCGCAGCUUCAGAGCGCUGAGCUCCUGCCUUAACGUGUGCAAAGCAUUUCACACUCCUCCCACCACUGCAGCACAAUCCUGGAUGAAACUGUUCUCGUCUCGAAUAGACUGUUCAUGUUCACAAGUAAAACGCACAACUCCUUCCAGAAUAUUUCAUGUUUUAGAUCUGAAGGCCAUUGAAGGUUGAAUGUUUGUCAUCUCAGUCGUGACCUGGUGAAAAGUUUGCCUUUUCACAGCUGCUUAGAAAAGCCUGAUUCAGCCAACAGUGAACAAAAACAGGCUGCUUCUGCGGUUUGUUGUUUUCCUCCUGUUACAGGACGCCUCUGAACUUAGAGCCUGCCACCUGUGAGCUGCAGACACACUCCUCUUAUACUGUAUGUGGUGUUUGUAACAACACAGCAAUGUGAAAUAAACGGUGAACCAGA
Molecule: messenger RNA, 2181 nt
Organism: Betta splendens (Siamese fighting fish)
Lineage: Eukaryota; Metazoa; Chordata; Actinopteri; Anabantiformes; Osphronemidae
Product: aspartate aminotransferase, cytoplasmic-like
Exons: 9
Coding region: 100-1332 (410 amino acids)
Biological process (GO): L-aspartate biosynthetic process
Cellular component (GO): cytosol
Molecular function (GO): L-aspartate:2-oxoglutarate transaminase activity; pyridoxal phosphate binding
Source: RefSeq, a predicted model, not a curated record